GCAUAACGGUUCCAAACUGUGGAUGUGUACGUGUGUAAUAUGUAUUGUAUAGGUCCAUAGACCUGGGCUGAUGUGGUGGUACGCACAUACCCAGAGAGUCGCUCAGUUCGUCCAAGAAGAAGGCGGCAACAACGGUGUUGUCUAUUUUUUAUGGGAUGACGCCAGACUGUUACGUAGGGAGGGAGGGCGACUUCAUGAUGGGCUGGUCCCGAAAUUAGGUAGAGCUCCUGCCCGGCGGGAAGGCGAUGAGUCGGACGCAUUGAAUGUUGUACGCAUCCAUCUCGUCAGUUCUGGAUCAACCUCGUUGAUAUCACUACUAGUUAGCCGGACUAGAAGUGACCACCCCGAGGUCAACCCAAAACCCGCUUGGCCUUGAUCAGGAAGAAGUGCUGGCUGAGGACGAGGCUCAACACGCCCCUACCCCCCAUUAGAGUGUUCAAAGUGAUCCCUUUUCCCCAAUAUCCACAGAAGUGUCGAUUCCAAUACUCUUCGAAUCAAUCUACCGUUAUCAUUAUCAUCGUUUUAAGUGCGUUGUUGAGUUCGUGAAAGAGCAAAAGCCCUCUGAGCUGAUCGAAGUGAGCAUUCCCCCCCUUAGUCCCAUCCCCUUUCCCCUUUUGUCCUGAAUAGAAUCAAUAGACGUAUCCAAAAUUAAACAAGAGUAUAGUACUGUUCGCUAAUAUUGGGAAUACAAACUGGCCUCCACGUGGUUGCAUGAAAAUGGUGAGUGAUUGCGUGAAUCUCCGAGUGUUGUGAACGACUUCAAUAUCCCGUGGUGAAAAACAAUGGAGGAUUCCAUCGAAAGGAAGUUGGCUCUCCUGGACGGCAUUAUCAUGGACCUUGAUCAUGCUCAAAACGAGGAAGACCAAGACCAACAUAACCUUCAACUAUUGCGACAACAGCAACAUCACCAACAACACCAACAGCCUCAUCAUCAUGAACAACAACAACAACAUCAUCAUCAUCAUCAAGAUCAACGACAGCAACAACAACAACAACAGCAUCAACAACAACAACAAUCUAUUUCUUCAGACUUAAGCACCGUCCAGGAAUCGAGCGGCGGCCGAGGUGAUGCUGUUUUCAGAAGCAUGAAGAUCAAUGAUGAAUCCAAAACACCUUAUUCAGACGCAACACAGACAAAGAAACACCCUCCCAACCAUAUCAAACGUCCCAUGAACGCCUUCAUGGUCUGGUCGCAGUUGGAGCGAAGAAAAAUUGUGGAGGUCAAUCCGGAUAAGCACAAUGCAGAAAUUUCCAAAGAGCUCGGUCGAAGAGACUGA
Molecule: messenger RNA, 1277 nt
Organism: Tigriopus californicus
Lineage: Eukaryota; Metazoa; Arthropoda; Copepoda; Harpacticoida; Harpacticidae
Product: putative transcription factor SOX-14
Exons: 2
Coding region: 783-1277 (164 amino acids)
Biological process (GO): anatomical structure morphogenesis; cell differentiation; regulation of DNA-templated transcription
Molecular function (GO): DNA-binding transcription factor activity, RNA polymerase II-specific; RNA polymerase II cis-regulatory region sequence-specific DNA binding
Source: RefSeq, a predicted model, not a curated record